GUGGACUGAAGUUAUUGGUGAUUGAAGAUGGGGUCUUCCAUGGCUGCUGCUGGUAAAAACCACGACCGCAGUUCAAUCGAGGUUUUUCAACGAGAUAAAUCAGUAGUAGUUGAAGAAGAAGAAGAAGAAGAAGCUUCUAUUGGCGGAAAUGGAGAUUUGCGAAGCAAGGAGGGGAUGUUCAGUAAACGGAAGGUAGAUUUUGGUGAAUCCGCCGGCACUAGCAAAUGUCAGACUCGUCUAGGAUCUUCUAGAUUUGCACAAAGGAACGCGGAAUUGGGAGUAUUGUCAACUGAUGAUGAGUUUCGGAUGAGUGAUGCGGGAGAAGGCAGCUGGUUCAAGCCUAUCACCCAUUGGAGAGGUUCAUUUCGCGGAAGGAGAAGUAGCCGCAACUCGUGUGAGAGGAAAUCUUCAGUAGCUUACUCGGAGUCAUCUGUACGGACAUCAGAGUCGUCUAAAUACGGAAGCAUGCCUCAAUCGCCUUCUUACUUGCCGUAUAAUGAGGAAGUGAAGGAUGUUCUGGCGACGCUUAAACAGACAUUUGUGGUGUCUGAUGCAACUAAGCCCGAUUGUCCCAUUGUCUAUUCUAGCGAUGGCUUCUUUACCAUGACCGGUUAUUCUUCAAAUGAGGUUAUUGGAAAUAAUUGUCGCUUUCUACAAGGCGCUGAUACCGACCAGAAGGAAGUUGAUAAAAUACGGGUGGCAGUAAAAACAGGGAAGAGCUACUGCGGGAGGCUGUUGAACUACAAGAAGGACGGGACUCCUUUUUGGAAUUUGCUAACAAUAACUCCCAUUAAAGACGACAAUGGAAACUUAAUCAAAUUUAUUGGAAUGCAGGUUGAAGUAACCAAAUACACUGAAGGAGUUGUUGACAAGGCAUUGCGACCUAAUGGAUUGCCUCAGUCAUUGAUUCGCUAUGAUGAUCGCCAGAAGAUAAAUGCAUUAGGUUCGCUAACAGAAGUCGUACAGACGGUAAAGAAUCGACUACCACAGGCACAACCAAUGAGUAAAGAUUCCAUGAAAAUGGAUUUUAUGGUUCCUACAAUGGCUGAAACUGAACUAAUGAGUAAACAUAGUUCACUAACCCUUCAGCGGGACCCCAAGGGCAGUUUAUCUCUACAGGACUCUGCAAAAAGAUCUAGAGAAACGAGACACAUCUCUUUAAUGGGGUUAGAAAGAUGGUCUUCCAGCAGUGUAGGACAGAAUGAAAGCAGAAAAUUUGCGGAGCCUGAAAUUUUGAUGGCAGGUGAGACUGAACGAUCUGACAGUUGGGAACAUGCUGAAAGAGAAAGGGAUAUACGCCAAGGAAUUGACCUUGCAACCUCACUGGAGCGUAUUGAAAAGAAUUUCGUGAUUUCAGAUCCUAGGCUUCCUGAUAAUCCAGUUAUAUUUGCUUCGGAUAGUUUUCUUGAACUGACAGAGUAUAGACGUGAAGAAAUCCUGGGAAGAAACUGCCGGUUUCUUCAGGGGCCUGAAACCGAUCAAGCAACUGUUCAGAAAAUAAGAGAUGCCAUCAAAGAAGAAAGAGAAAUCACAGUCCAGUUGAUUAAUUAUACCAAGAGUGGGAAAAGGUUCUGGAAUAUGUUUCACUUGCAACCUAUGCAUGAUCAGAAGGGGAACCUGCAAUACUUCAUCGGUGUUCAGUUAGAUGGAAGUGAUCAUGUAGCACCACUUAGGGAUCGCCUCUCAGAUCAAUCACAACAAAAAAGUGCUAUCUUGGUUAAAGCUACUGCAGAAGAUGUUGAUGAAGCUGUGAGAGAGCUUCCUGAUGCCAACUUGGUAAGAGACCUGAGGACUUAUGGGCCCUGCACUCUCAACCCGUCUUUCCUAGGCCUCAUAGAAAGAACACUACUUCAUGGACAACGAUGCAAAAGAUCACUGCCAAUGGUCAAACAAUUGGCCUUAAAAAUUUCAAACCUGUGAGGCCAUUGGGAUGUGGAGAUACUGGGAGUGUGUAUUUGGUGGAGCUAAAAGGCACAGGCGAACUCUAUGCUAUGAAGACUAUGGAUAAAUCUGUAAUGCUCAACCGCAACAAGGUUCACCGAGCAUGCAUUGAAAGAGAAAUCAUCUCACUCCUUGACCAUCCUUUCCUUCCAACAUUGUACUGUUCUUUUCAGACAUCUACACAUAUAUGCUUGAUAACUGACUAUUGUCCUGGUGGAGAGCUAUUUGGAUUGCUUGAGAAACAGCCUAUGAAAAUGUUUAAAGAGGAUUCAGCAAGGUUCUAUGCUGCAGAGGUUGUAAUUGGUUUGGAAUACCUUCACUAUUUAGGAAUCGUGUACAGGGAUUUAAAACCAGAAAACAUCCUACUUCAGGCUGAUGGGCAUAUUGUACUAACUGACUUUGAUUUAUCCUUCAAGACCACUUGUAAACCCGAAGUGAUAGAGCGCUCUCAUAGCAGAAUUAGAGGCCCAUUUAGGAGCACUCCCGUACCAACAUUUGUUGCAGAACCAACUUCUCAGUCAAAUUCAUUUGUCGGAACUGAAGAGUACAUUGCUCCCGAAAUUAUAACAGGCGGUGGACACAGCAGUGCUAUUGAUUGGUGGGCUCUUGGUAUUUUGCUCUAUGAAAUGCUUUUUGGACGCACACCAUUCAGAGGAAAGAAUAGACAAAAGACAUUCGCCAACAUCUUAAACAAAGAUCCCACUUUCCCAAGUAGAAUUCAGUUGAGCCUGCCAGCAAGGCAGUUAAUUCAAGCACUGUUAAAUAAAGAUCCUGCCCGCCGCCUGGGAUCAAAUGGCGGUGCAAACGAGAUCAAAGAGCAUCCAUUCUUUAGGGGAAUAAACUGGCCUCUGCUCCGAUGGAUGAGUCCACCUCUACUGGAAUCACCUCUUCAGUUAAUGGGAGAAGAAACAAACUCCAAUGAAGUAGACUGUGAUGAUGAGAGUGCGUUUGUCCAUUCAAUGGACUUCUUCUAGCGGUCUGUAGUUCUCUACUCAUGUUUAUUAACAUCUCAUCUGCAACUUCCAUAAACAAUGUGGCUGAUUUUGCAUACCCCACCCUCCAAAUCCUUCAAUCCAGCAGAACAGGACUGGAGAUGUAUGUGUUGGGUGUGUUUCUGAAAAUAAAGAAAAUUAAUUAAAUAAAUUAAUCAAAUAAAAUGACUAGAGAAAAACAAGAAAGGAGAUGAAUCAGAAUUAGUCAAAGCUCGUGAUACGCACGAUGUCCUUAAAACGUAUUUGUUGCCUCCCACGGUGCUAGGAGCGUUGCAACAAUCGUUUCCCAGGAUACGAUGACUACGAACUAAUGUUUGAGCACACAAACAAAAGUUCCAGCGAACGAGAACACAGUAUGAACACUGAGGAAUUUUUCAGAAUGCUAGCAGUGUGUUUUUAGAGCUAAAACGUGUAUGGAUUCGUGUAAGAACCUGUGUUGUUGCAAACCACCUGCCAGCCUUUAUAUAAGAGGAUUUGUUGUGUGUAAAUGGUGAAUUAAUGGACCUGAACGUUGGACAUCAAUGACCAGUCCGUUGGGCAUUGAAUCGUCCAUGAACUGUCCAUUUAACGCUGCAUUAAAAGAUAUAAACGUUGGGCAUUAAUUGUUGUAACGUUUCAGAAGCGCGACAGAAGACCUCCAUCAGAACACCCCGGGAGGGGUUCUGAUCGGAGGCAAAUCAGAAGACCCCAACUCUGAUCCGCGGCCAUCAGAGUACCCCCAACUCUGAUAGGCGGCCAUCAGAAUACCCCAUCUCUGAUGGGCGGCCAUCAGAAUACCCCAUCUCUGAUGGGCGGCCAUCAGAAUACCCCAUGAGGGGUUCUGCCAUCAGAAGACCAACAAGGUGUUCUGAUCCGUAGACUUCUGUCCGAGCACUUCUGCCGCUGGGAAAAAAUUAAACGUUUCGGGAAGAAAACAAAAAUUAAUCGUAUCUCUUGAGAGAUAGAUUUUUGGACGACAUUCGUGUCCGCAGGUCGCCCGCGCACGCAAGUCGCAGUUUUUCUUCUCCGAUUUCGGGAUUUGAUUUGCACCCCCCCUGCGCGCGUGGAGAGAGCCUUUACCCUUAGGAAUCUUAACUCCAUAAGGGGAGAGUCCCUUUAUAAAGGGUUGCAAAUCCCUUGGGUUUUCCGGUGUGGGAAAUUAACACACUAGAAACCCAUCCUUUUUCCCAGUUUUUCCAUUCUAACGGGUAAACUUCGAAAAGCGAUUUCUCAUUCACCCGUUAUCCGUUUUGAGCGUACCAUAUAUCGAAUUGUAGCCCUUAACAAGGAGAAUCCGAAACCACUUUGACCCGACCCAAAUCGGAAGUGGACCCCACUCAAAAAAUUGCCCCAAAAUAGCCAUUUAAUGCAAUUUUUCACACAUUUUUUCCAACAGUAUGGACUCAAUUUCCUGUUAAGUCAUUGGUAUUAAUUUGCAUACUCUACUCUUCUUAUCAAUCAAUCCCAACUGUUGGUCAUGUUCCAUGAUCUGCAUGUUGGUGUUUGCUAUAUUGGACAUGAGUACAUGAUCAUAACACAUAUUUCAACUCACCUUGUUUUGUUUCAUGACAUUUCCCAUUCAUGUUAAAAUAACCUAUGAUGGUGACAGUUUUGGAGUUUGCAUCUCAUUGUUCUUUUCAUGAAGGUUCAGGAGGAAGGGCAUGCAGCACAUAAUAUUGCCAUUGUUUGCAUAAACUUAUAGUGUUAAUUAGUUUUAUUAAUUAAUGGGCACUAUACAUUUAAUGCAAGUAUGCAACCGGUCCCAACUAGUUGGGAUUAGGGUGAUGAUGAUGAUGAUCCAACAAUGCAUUCCAGGAAAGCCAGUCAUAGACUUAGUUGUAUGUAUGAGCUAUGUACGGAACGAAGGGGAAAGUCAUUAGAAGAAGCAGAGCCAUUUACAUUUCUAGAGAACAUCUUGUGGAAAUGGUAAUUUGUACUCCCAUAUCAGUUUGGACUUUGGAGAACUUGAGGGAAAGAUGUAAAUUGUAAAAUAGCCGCUAGCCAGCAAUAGAACAUUAAAACACUAAUAAUUGAUAUGUUUCGGGGAAGAGGCUGAUCACCAAUUCAUCCUCAAGCAAUGCCCUAGUCUUGAUGUUUUUACUUGUUUCAGUUUCAAGCCACACUUAUGUAAUUGAUCGAUUCUGCUUCUCUUAAAAAAACAAAAGUGGAAUCAGAUUCUCAGGAGUGGUCUCCUCCAACUUCGGAAUCACAUAGAAGUAUUUCCAUUCUGACGG
This is a messenger RNA of Cuscuta epithymum, 5146 nucleotides long. NCBI's taxonomy places the organism in Eukaryota, Viridiplantae, Streptophyta, Magnoliopsida, Solanales, Convolvulaceae. The record is from the annotation of a GenBank genome assembly.